Messenger RNA from Geodia barretti, 858 nucleotides. The record is from the annotation of a GenBank genome assembly. Lineage: Eukaryota; Metazoa; Porifera; Demospongiae; Tetractinellida; Geodiidae.
AUGCAGGAGGACGAGUCCGUCGUCGGCAUCAGCGCGGCGAUGCUCGAGGGCACAGGCCUGGUCGGAGUCCAGCGCGAGUUCCCUGAGAGGGUCUUCGACGUGGGCAUCGCGGAGCAGCACGCGAACCUGCCGGUGACGCUAAUCGCCGACCGGGCGGGCAUCGUCGGCGAGGACGGCAAGACACACCACGGCGCGUUCGACAUCACGUACCUGCGGUGUCUGCCCAACGCGGUCGUGGCAGCGCCGUCGAACGAGAACGAGCUCCAGCACCUGGUAUAUACGUCCUACAAGCACCGGGGCCCUUUCGCCAUACGUAUCGCGCGGGGAGCCGCCGUCGGGGUACCCCUCGACAGCGACCUCAAGGAGCUGCCUCUCGGCAAAGGCUACGUGGUCCGGGAGGGCCGCGACGUCGCGAUCUUCGGUCUGGGCAAGGCUAACAACGCAGCCGAGGCGGCGGCGGAAAUGCUUGCCGAGUACGGCAUCGACUGCGGGGUGGUGAACCCGGUCUUCGUGAAGCCGCUCGACAUCGAGCUGCUCCUGGACACCGUUCGCAGCGUCCCCCGGAUUGUCACGGUGGAAGAGAACGUGGUGGCCGGAGGGUUCGGCUCGGCGGUGCUGGAAGCGCUCGCCGAUGCCGGCGUGAACGACGUAGCGGUCCACCGCAUCGGUAUGCCGGACUUCUUCAUCGAGCACGGCACUGCUGCCGACCAGCGACAACGGCUGCAACUGGACGCCCAGGGCAUUGUCGAAAGAGUGCUGAGCGCAUUCUUCCCGAACGCUACGAAGAGAAGCGUUAGUGAGAACUACGGUGACACCAAUGCUGCCGGCUACGAUCACCACCAGCGCGCCGACCCGUAG